GUAAGAGGGUGGCGGAUGAUCCGCCCACCCUUAAACGAUGAGUCUCCCGCACAGAUGACCUCAUGCUGGGAAGGAGGAGGAGGAGUCCAGCCUGGGCAGUCGAUUUACCUUGGUGCUGGAUCAAGUGGGACCAGAGUUUGUUGGUGUCUGGAGUACUGUCAAGUACUGGUGGACGUCUUUUUUUUUUUUUUGAAGAAACGGAAUAUACUGUUGCAUUCAGCAGACGGACACACUGUUGGACCACUGGAAAAGCGCUGCCAAAAACGACAUUGGAUCCUCUGUCUCUUCAGAGAGGACUCCAGGAGUGUUGCCAUGUUCAAGGCAGUAUUGAAAAAGAACAGAGAUGGGGGCAAGGUGAGCAGGAAGGAUUCAGGAGAUGUUCAUAGCCACAAUGCCCAAAGAAGAUACCCACCUGAAGGAAACCCACUAGCCCCAGGCUUUGGCAGCAGUCACCCUAACGUUCCAGAUGAUGUUUUCAGACUAAGCCUCGCCAAGGGAGCGUCUAUGUCUCUGCCCUCCUCACCUCUUCUUCCACGACAGUCCUACAUGUUGCCUUUACGGCCUAGCAAAAGAUCUCCAGGUCCAGUCAGGAAGCCCAAGUAUGUGGAGAGUCCUCGCGUACCUUCUGAUGCUAUUGUUUCAGCGUUAAGGAAAGUGGGCAAUAAUAAGGAGUCAACCCGCAAUGAGCGGCAAGUGGAGAAACAGCCAAGCUCCUCCUCCUCCUCCCCCGCCACCCAAGAACUGAUGACAAGGCUGGGCUUCUUACUGGGAGAAGGCAUCCCGGGUUCGGCGCGCAUACCUAUGGAUGACAAGAAUGAAAAGAAGGGUAUCAGCCCCUGCUCCACACUGACCAGCAGCACCGCAUCGCCCUCCACAGACAGCCCGUGUUCCACACUCAACAGCACCACGAGCCGACCCGCUCUAAGCCACACCAGCCCCUGUGGGACCAUCACCAGCCCGAGCUCCACGCUCGAGAGUAAGGAUAGCGGAAUCAUAGCCACCAUCACCAGUUCCUCGGAAAAUGAUGACCGCAGCGGCUCCAGCCUGGAGUGGAGCAAGGAUGGCAGCCUGAGAGGCAACGGUCGCCAUGGACUGGCGCAGACGAUGCGGGCUGACACCUGCUCUCCUGUGGCAGAGGAAGACUCCAACGGUGCUUCCGCCACACCCGCCGACACCACUGCCAGAACAGACCAGCAGCUGCAGCAGCACAGUAGCGUGUCGGCAUCGGCAAUAGGACCUCCACAACCACCAUGUCACAUGUCUGAGGGACCAAAUCAAUACUCACAACAGACAUCCUCUCUUCUAAUGAUGCCAAGGCCCAACUCUGUUGCAGCAACCAGCUCCACAAAGCUGGAAGACCUGAGCUAUCUCGAUGAACAGCGCAACACACCGCUGCGUACAUCCAUUCGCCUCCCCUGGCACAAUACAGGGGGAAGGCCACCUCAGGACUCUAAAGGUCGUUUCUCCCCCUACAAACCCGUGGACAUCAUGCUCAAGCCCCUGUUGUUCGAGGUGCCCAGCAUCACCAUGGAUUCUGUGUUCGUGGGCCGAGAUUGGCUCUUCCAGAAACUGGAAGACGUCUUGAAGGACAGAGAGUCCGCGGAGAGUCAUGGCGUCGUGGUAGUGGGCAGUGUGGGUUAUGGGAAGACAGCCAUUAUCUCCCGCCUGGUCGCGCUGAGCUGCCAUGGCGGGCGCAUGCGACAGAUUGCAUCCAACAGUCCUAGUGCCUCUCCUAAGAGUGGUGUAGGGUCAAACUCAGAACUUCCUCUCAGCCAGCCCCCGCAGCCCACUCCCCCCUCGAGUGCUACGAAUACAUUGAGGACCAAUAGCUGUCCAGGAACCCCUGAAAUGCAGCGCCGCAGGGAGGAGGCUGUCAAACGGCUGGCUUCAAAGGUAGUGGCCUAUCAUUAUUGCCAAGCAGACAACACAUACACCUGCCUGGUCCCAGAGUUUGUGCACAGCAUCGCCGCCCUGUUGUGCCGAGCACACCAACUUAAUUCAUACCGGGAACUCUUGCUGAAAGAGCCCCACCUCCAGAGCAUGCUCAGUCUGCGCUCCUGCGUCCAGGACCCCCUGGCCGCUUUCCGGAGGGGCGUCCUUGAGCCUCUGGCCAACCUUCGUAAAGAGCGAAAGAUUCCAGAGGAGAAUCUCAUCAUUUUGAUAGAUGGACUGAACGAAGCUGAAUUCCAUAAGCCUGACUACGGAGACACCAUUGCCUCCUUCAUUACAAAAAUCGUAACCAAGUUGCCUCCUUGGCUUAAACUGGUUGUCACUGUCCGUGUCAACUUGCUGGAGAUCACCGGCCUUCUGUCCUUCUCCAAGAUUUCUCUGGAUGACUUUAUGGACAAUAAAGAGAUAAGCAACGACCUCAACGCCUACAUCCAGUACCGCAUCAGUGGCAGCAAGGACAUCAUGAACAACAUAAGCCUCAACGGUAAAGCGGACCCGGUCACAGUGGGAAAGCUCAGCGGCCACCUCAUCUCCCGCAGUCAGGGCUCUUACCUAUAUCUCAAACUCACCCUGGAUCUAUUCGAGAGGGGCCACUUGGUGAUCAAGAGCUCCAGCUACAAAGUGGUGCCCGUCUCGCUGGCCGAGCUCUACCAGCUGCAGUGCAACAUGAAGUUCAUGACCAAUUCAGCCUUUGAUCGUUCGCUGCCCAUCCUCAACGUGGCCCUGGCCUCGCUGCACCCCAUGACCGACGAGCAGCUGUUCCACGCAAUCAACGCUGGCAACGUCCGAGGGGAGCUGCCCUGGGAGGACUUCCAGCAACGCAUGGAUUUGCUGUCGGGCUCCCUCAUCAGACGCCGCGACAAGACGCGCAUGUUUUGCCACCCGUCCUUCAGAGAGUGGCUUGUGUGGAGGGCUGACGGGGAGAGCACCGACUUCCUCUGUGACCCGAGGACGGGUCACGCUCUCAUUGCAUUCAUGCUGUCCCGUCAAGAAGGGAAACUGAAUCGGCAACAGACCAUGGAAUUGGGACACCACAUUCUUAAGGCACAUAUCUUCAAGGGCCUGAGUAAGAAAACGGGUGUGUCAUCCAGUGUGCUGCAGGCUUUGUGGAUCAGCUGCAGUGCCGACGGCCUCUCUGCAGCAUUAGCCUCUCUGAGAAACCUCUACACUCCCAAUGUGAAGGUGAGUCGUCUGCUAAUGCUGGGUGGAGCCAACGUCAAUUACCGCACAGAGGUGCUGAACAACGCGCCAGUUAUCUGCGUCCAGUGCCAUCUCGGCCAUCUGGAAAUCGCAUCCUUGCUGCUGGAGUUCGGUGCCAGCGUGGAGGUGGUGUCAGAAAACGGAAUGAACCCUCUCUGCUACUCGGCGGCUGCGGGACACCUGAGUCUUGUCAUGAUGCUCUGCAAGCGGGGGGCCAAGGUCGACCAUGUCGAUAAGAGCGGCCAGUGCGCUCUUGUGCAUGCCGCUCUCCGAGGACAUCCAGAUAUUAUCCAGUACCUGCUGGAGAUGGUAUGGAGCGCCGAGGGGCAGCAGCAGGACUGCACUUUGAAGAGCAGAGCCUUACAGCAGGCUUUGAUAGGAGCGGCCAGCAUGGGACAUACACAGGUUGUGAGCGGCUUGCUGGCAGUGAAGAAUGAGUACGCCGUGCAAAUUGAUAGCCACGACACUCUGUGGGGAGAGACAGCGUUGACAGCAGCCGCCGGCCGAGGCAAGAUGGAGGUGUGCGGCUUUCUGCUGGAGCAGGGGGUGACGGUGCAGCAGGUCAACCGGCGGGGGGUGUCGCCGCUAUUCUGCGCUGUCAGACAGGGACACUGGCAGAUUGCGGAGCUGCUGCUGCAGCACGGUGCAGACAUUAACGUCAGCGACAAGCAGGGCAGAACGUUACUGAUGGUAGCGGCCUGCGAGGGGCACCUGAGCACAGUUGACUUUCUGCUCUCCAAAGGUGCAUCACUGACUUCCAUGGACAAGGAGGGUCUGACAGGCCUCAGCUGGGCGUGUUUAAAAGGACAUAAAAACGUUGUACAGCUUUUGGUGGAGAAAGGCGCGGUGAUCGACCACACGGAUAAAAACGGACGAACUCCGCUGGACCUGGCUGCCUUCUUCGGAGAUGCAGAGAUCGUCCAGUAUUUGGUGGAAAGAGGGGCGGUGGUGGAGCAUGUAGACUACAGUGGCAUGAGGCCUCUGGACCGAGCCAUCGGCUGUCGCAACACGUCGGUGGUGGUCACCCUGCUGAAGAAAGGGGCCAAGCUGGGCCACAGAACGUCUCCUUACGAUCGAUCAGGCAACGCUGCUUGGGCCAUGGCCACCUCCAAGCCUGAUAUCCUCAUUAUCCUGCUUCAGAAGCUCAUGGAGGAGGGGAACCUGCUUUACAAGAAAGGCAAGAUGAAGGAGGCGGCUCAGAGGUACCAGUACGCUUUGAGGAAGUUUCCCAGGGAGGGCUUUGGAGACGACCUGAAGGCCUUCAAAGACCUGAGGAUCUCUCUGUACCUCAACCUCUCCCGCUGUCGCAGAAAAACCAAUGACUUUGGGAUGGCUGAGGAGUUUGCGACAAAAGCACUGGAGCUGAAACCAAAAUCCUACGAAGCCUAUUAUGCCCGUGCACGAGCUAAAAGGAGCAGCAGACAGUUUGCCACCGCCCUGGCCGACCUUCACGACGCCGCUAAAUUGUGUCCUAACAACCGCGAGAUCCGUCGCUUGCUGGCACGCGUGGAGGACGAGUGUAAGCAGAUGCAGCGGGCACAGACCACCAAAGGCGGCCCGGACGGUGCGGGCGCCGCCGCCGCAGGAGGUGGCAAUGGCGGCAUUCCACAGGCGGCGGGAGGCCACCAGUCGGACCAGGAGCACGACGACGCUCGGGAGGAGUCAUCGGAGUGGAGCCAAAGACACGCCUUGGAAGAGGAGGAAGACGAGGAAGACGAGCAAAGACAGUGCCGGUCGCUGGGAAACAACGCCGGUCAUCAUCCUGGUAGGCUUCCUCCUCAGCGCUACCCUCGGGACCACCCCCAUGGUCUGCUUCUCCAGCCUGCCAAGCAGGCGCAAAUUGUCAAGACUAGCUCACACGGCGUCAAAUCCCAGUACGCUCCCUCCAGCCCCUUACCUAGCCGACACAUGUCCGGCGUGCUGAAGCCCGGUCCAGGGAUCGACAUCAGUCCGCUCCCCGCGCUCGCCGACGAGCCGCUCUACGGGAAUCGGGUAACUCUGACGGUCAUGACCCACGGCACCGAGGCAGCAUCCUUUUCAUCGAAAGCCGCGUCAACGCACUUGGACGCGGAAAUCGCGGGGAACAUGCGCGUGUCCAGCUCCACCAGCAGCCUGGCGUCCAGCAGCAGCCAGUCAGACAGUGGGAAGAUUGGCCCGGACGUCAAGUCCAAACCGAGGCCCUUCAUGGGCGUCACCGACAAGACGGCGCGCUUCGUGCCGCAGAACCCACAGCCGGCCGCCCGCUCCUGGAUCAACCGCUCUGUCGAGGACGAUGACAUCGACGACGGCUUCGGAAAAACGGUGAGCGGCGCUUACCACGACCAGCACAGGCCGUCGCCGGCGUUACACAACGGGGCGCCUCACGCCAACCAGUACACUGACAAAUUCAUCUGUUACAAGGACGCCAAGUCCCUGGCCCGGGACAACCCGAGCCAAGCCCUGCACAUCACGUCCAUCAAGCCAAAGCGAUCAUUUAUCGAGUCCAACGUGUAGUCCGACGACCGUUGCCAAAUGUUCCCGCCCGUCCACCACGUAACAUGACGCUUCUGUUACAAGAUGGACGCUUUGCACUGAUGGGGGGCCUGUGUUUUUGUACCACAGUCAAGCGGACAUUCCUGUGUUUCAACAAGCUUUCUCCUCUUGGUUUGUAUAAAUACACUACUCACAAAACGUUAGAGAUAUUGGGCUUUUGGGUGAGAUUUCAGGAUGAAGCUAAAAGGCACUUUAACCUUUACAGGUGACAAUAUCCCUCACAGUGUCAUCAUUUAAAAAGUUAGUGAGUCACUAACCUUUUAAACAAUGACAUUGGGAUGAAUGAGAUAAGUUUUAUUACUUGUUGCCGAGUGUUCCAGUCGUUUGAAAAGAUUGACUCAAGUAGGGCAGACUUUGAGAACGAAAGAUACAGUAAAACUGAAGAAAUGGGGACUGCGGGUGGUGGGAUGCACAGUGAGCAGGGAGCAACUUGUUGCACAACUUGCUGUUCUCUAACAAGGAGCUCAAUGUCAAAAUUCACAAUAGGCGUUCGAUUCAUGAAUAGACUGAAACAUUUUUUCUGUGACUCUUCCAGUCCCUCUGUUGCAAACUGCUGAUGACACUAUAAGCUCAGUGGUCCCUUCACUCUGUAAACAUCCUGUCCGAAGCCACACAUUCUCAGAGGGAAGUGGCCACUGAGCUUAGAGAGUUAACAGUGUGUCAUAAACAGGUUGCGACAGAGAGACUGAAAGAAUCACAGAAAGGUACAGAGGUAGCCAUUGUCGGAAAGCUUCACAAAUCAAACACCCGUUGUGAAUUUUGCUGUUCAUUGUUUUUCGUUCAAGUUUAAAGAAGGUCAAAUUGAGUUGGCCAAGACCCCACCUAUCUUUGCUCGCUGCUCACCAUACAUACCACCACCCACACUCGCUGUUCCAGCAGUUUCAAUAACCUUUGUUUAAAGAAGAUCAAAUGAAGAUCACCACUAAAGGUGUGUUUUAGCUUCAUCAAGACAUUUCACCCCAAAGCCCAAUAUCCCUAACUUUUCAUGAGUAGCGUAUGUUGUUUUUCAUCCCAACUAUUGUCAUUUGUAUGCACAGUGUUGUUAAAAUUGUGUUAAAUGUUCUCAAGAGGAAAAAGAACCACACAGCGUUUGUUAAAUAUGUUUGUACAUGUUAUGAAUCAGCAUUAAAAGUGUUUAAAGUCUUUUUCUCUA
This is a messenger RNA of Phyllopteryx taeniolatus (common seadragon), 6835 nucleotides long. RefSeq names its product tetratricopeptide repeat, ankyrin repeat and coiled-coil containing 1b (gene tanc1b). Bases 16 to 5643 code for a protein of 1875 amino acids. The record is from RefSeq and is a predicted model, not a curated record. Gene Ontology annotation, molecular function: protein binding. Lineage: Eukaryota; Metazoa; Chordata; Actinopteri; Syngnathiformes; Syngnathidae. The transcript has 28 exons.